Brettanomyces bruxellensis is the source of this 3726-nucleotide messenger RNA. RefSeq lists its product as uncharacterized. Lineage: Eukaryota; Fungi; Ascomycota; Pichiomycetes; Pichiales; Pichiaceae. The record is from RefSeq and is a predicted model, not a curated record. The coding region runs from base 1 to 3726 and encodes 1241 amino acids. The transcript has a single exon.
AUGAAAACUCUGGCACAGAACUUUCACUACACGCAGAAUUACAGCAGUGGGAGCCUGGCACGGUCAGCAAGCCGCCGGCUCAAGUCCUUGUCGUCGUCUCCGUCGGCAUCGGGCGGAAAAACGGCGUCAACGCCUGUCCGAAAGAUCAAGAAGCUGGAGAGAGCACUUAGCAAGUUUGACUCGAUCAAGAAAUACACAACCACCAAGACAAACAUCCUCCGGCUAGUGCUACUCCCGUACUUGAGGCAGAGGCCGAAUUUCGGCUCUUCCAGGCUGCAGCCGGCCCCACAGUCGUUUCUGCUCGUUUCUGCAUCGUGCAGCGUGCUGAUUGGCUGGUGGAAGUCGCUCUUGGCGGCCACAACGGGCCAUUUCCAGCAGUUGGUGUCCCUGGACCGCAACUGCUAUCUGGAGUGCAUCUCGCGGAUAGUUUCGCGGCCCGAGUGGGAGGUCUGCCGCACUCUGGGCGACACACCGGGCUCAAAACUGCAAUCGCAGGCCGUGCAGCUCGCCCAGACGUACAGUGAGCUCCUGCUGCAGACUUUCGGCCUUGCCGUGGACAGGCUUUCGGUCAAACACGUGUCUGUGGCGGUUUCGGCGUUCGCCGGCAAGAUUUUCGCCUACUCCUUCUUCUGGGUGCCUCGUAUCUGCCACGGGUUGGCGUUUCUCCUCAACACAAAGGUGAAAAACUACACCCUGGUGCACGACAUGUGUGUUUUGGGGCUCCAGCCGGGGCAGCAGGCACUCAGACACUCGCCAGGCUCCCAAACUGCCCGGGAGUCGUUUUUGCAGGCGUUGAAAGACGUCUCGGGGCUCGUUCCCAAGUAUAUGGGGCCCGUGAUGGCGGAAAGCCCCCGAAAAACGCGGUUCCGGGUCGAGGCCGGAUUCCUGAACUCGGUGUACCCGCCCAAGGGCAAGAUCCAGGGCAUCCAGGACACCCGGGGCACCUGGUGUGCUCGCUGGGCAUCGCUGGACUCCAUCGACGUGUUUUGUUCUUUUUUGCGCCACUACAUGCACAUCUGCUCGCAGAUCCUGCGUUCGAAGCCCGCCUGGGGCACUGACAGCCUGCACACGUGUGCACUACCGGGCAUGCUUGUUGUCACCACCCACGUUUAUGAGAUUUUCGACUGGCACAUGCGGACAGGAGUUCGUUCUCACAUGCGGGUGCAAACGAUGCAACCAAUGCGAAUGCAAUCAAUGAAAUCAAUGCAAUCACAAUCAAUACAAUCACAAUCAAUGCAAUCAUUACAAUCAUCACCAUCACCAUCCAUUCACUCCCCCCACAUACAACCAUUCUCCGCAUCCUCCUCCUUCCCAGUUACAUUUUCCAGCGGAAUCGCACCCCCCGCUUCUCUCUCCCUCCCAUCACCUCCCCUGAAGAUCCUCAAAGUCUUGCGAGACCUCAUAGUGAACCCAAAGUGCGCGGCAGAAUCGAUUUCCAGUGGCUGCUUCGUCCGCAUGGCCGAAAAUGUGCUCAAGAUCCUCGUUUGCCAGACCAAAGUCCUGCAGACCGCGUCGGUCGACCGCAUACUGCAGCUUUUCGUGAAGUUUGCCCGCACCGUGAAGUGUGAAUUUCCCGCCGAGGGUUCUGCGUACAUUGCCAGCAGGCAGACGAUCGACUGGUCGUUCUGGAUCGCCGUGUUCUUCAAGCUUUUGGCCUCAGCCAGCAUCUCCUGCGAGCUCCGCGGCUUGUCGAUCAUCUACCAGUGCUGGGACCUCAUCCCGGAGUACCAGAUGUCGAGCGGCAAGAACACGUACCAGCCGGUGAAGUCGGACUUGGCGUCCAGACUCGUCUCCGAGAAGAUGUGGCUUGCAUUUUUCGGCCACUACCUUCCGCUCGUCCGCUCCUUCUACAUCCGGCUCUUGGUCUGGAAAGUGCUCGGGCAGGACUCUCUCGGUCUGGCGGAACGUGCCGCCAGGUCCUUUGGCGACUCCAUUGCACGCGAGAGACUUACCAAGGCCGUUUGCUUGCUGCUGAAAAAGACUUUCCGGCUCACGAAAACCGUCUCUUUCAGUCCCGACGACCCAAUCAUCAACAAACGCAUCAUCAUCCAGCAGAUGGACCCCUCUUUCUGCUCGGCAACCAAGACAGAGCCCAUCCGGGCCUUGGCCUACGAUAUUUUGGAUGAUGCCGCCUACACUUGUGCCGGCUUGGCCGUCAGCAGCAAGGGGGUGGACGACGGUGCGGAGAUCGACGCGUCGGAAAGCGACGAUCCAGAACUUUCUGGUGCACGGGUGUCAGGGCGGAAGUCCUCCGACCCGCCGUCCGGGGACUCCUUGGCAGAUACCGGCGGCAAAUCCCCCGGCAAUAUGGCCUCUGGGAUCCUCUCUCGUGGGCACACGAAGAAGCAUUCGCAUAGCUGGGUCUCGCGGCUGUUUAGGCGCGGGUCACUUCACCGAAUGGGUGUAAGGAUGAGGUCUGAGAGGGCGAAGAGGAGGGGAGGGGGUGAAACUGGGGAUGCAUUGAAGGGCAGUAUGAGUAGAAAUAUGUUAGCGUCGACUUUUAGGGAUGAUUCUAGGAAUUCUUCCAGGGAUACUUUUAACAAUGCUUCCAGGAAUUCUUCGAAAGAUACUUUUUACAAUGCUUCCAGGAACUCUUCCAAAGAUGUCUCCAAAGACUUCUCCAAAGAUACUUCAAAAGACAUUUCCAACACCUCCUCUACUCCCCCUAAAGUCUCUUUACUCGAAAAAUUGCAAGAAGAAGACAGAAACAACACCUCAGACUCUUACGAGUCCCUACUGCAAACCCCUCCACGCAUUUUCGGAUCUUCCACCUCGUCUCCAUCACUUUCUUCAACCUCCUCAUCUCUCUCUUUACUCUCCUCAAUGGCUUCAGCCUCGUCUCCGCAGUCUUCAGCCUCCUCGCUAGAUUUCUUGGACCAGUUCACCUCAUCCUCGAAAUAUAUCGAGUCGAUCCAGAAGCUGCAACGCAAAAAGAAGCAGCACAGCAUGAAGUUUGUCCCACCAGAGCUAAAUGCUGCCUCCACAGAGCUCCCUCUACCUCAAUACAGGUUUGAGCUGAUAAACAACGACCUCAAGGUUAGUGCCAGCUACCAGAGUUUGCACGAGUUGAACUCAAGUGCCCAAACCCAAUCUGGGCAGAGCUUUUUUGCUGGAAGUAGGGUCCUCAUUCAGAACACCAAGCCUUGCCUGCCAGAUCUUGAAGCUUUCAUCUCCAAUUUCACGGCAUCCUCGACUGACGAUCAGAUAGAUUCAACUACAGACCUUGACAUCGAUGUUAUGGCCUCACCAAACAUUCCUGCCUUGCAGACAAACCUCAGACUUCCCCAGAGUUCUUCCGGGCGCAGUUCCGAGUCCGAAUCAUCCGGUUCAACCGGUUCUUCAAGCGAAUCGUCUUCUUUAUUGAUGAUGUCUGCAGUUUCGAGUCUGAUCCCGGAUCUCGCACAUGGCCAGAAAUCAAUAUUCGACAAGACCAUCCUGAAAUCAGCCCUGUUUUUCGCAAAUGGCAUCUACGAGUACAACCAGUGCGUCUCCGAGUUGCACACGUUUGUAUUCCACCGUCUCAAGGAGUUCAACUCGUCAAUCAAGCCUGCAAAAAAGACCAAGUUCGCACUUCAGCCGGCUUUUAUGCCUUCCAGGCUCACUUCCACACCUGAUGACUUAGGUGGAAACAUCUGUGGAUAUGUUAGUGGAGUCCCCGUUUACGAUAGCUUCAUUUCAAAGCUCAAAAGCCAGAUUCCGUGGAUGGCACCGGAAGAUCAGGAUUAA